Molecule: messenger RNA, 2819 nt
Organism: Phlebotomus papatasi
Lineage: Eukaryota; Metazoa; Arthropoda; Insecta; Diptera; Psychodidae
Gene: GCS1
Product: mannosyl-oligosaccharide glucosidase
Exons: 4
Coding region: 93-2609 (838 amino acids)
Biological process (GO): protein N-linked glycosylation; oligosaccharide metabolic process
Cellular component (GO): endoplasmic reticulum membrane
Molecular function (GO): Glc3Man9GlcNAc2 oligosaccharide glucosidase activity
Source: RefSeq, a predicted model, not a curated record
AGACGAACUUUUGCUUUGACAGCCGGACAGCCGGAAAAUCUACGUGUCUGCUUUUUUAGGGAAGUAAAUAAACCGAAUUUUCUCAACAUUGGAUGGCUCGUCAGCGGAAGGCAUCCAGUCAGGCACAUCAGAGCAAAACUGGUGACUCUUCCAAUGUAAGGAAUGGAAACAGCAGCAGUAGUUCAACCCAAGCUGCUGCUAGGCAGAUAAAUGGACAAGCCAAAAAGAGAGUCCUCCUAUCUCGCUGGAGGAUAAUUUUUGGUUGCUGCUGCCUGAGCAUUGCGUGCUACUUCGGUUAUGUCGGAUACCUGGAGACUCGUGUCAACACCCCCUUCGAUGACCACAAAAUGGUCCUGCGGAGUGGCCUUAAUGAUCCCGAACGAUACUGGGGCUCCUACAGGCCAGGCACAUACUUUGGCAUGAAAACACGCGAUCCUCAUUCUCUCGUUAUGGGGCUCAUGUGGUACUCACCGUCGAGAUUGGGACCAGGAGGCGAUGGAAUCCGUCACUGGUGUGAGUUAAAUGAUCGAAUGGAUCAGUACGGUUGGAUACAGCACGAUGGACGAACUUUUGGGGUUCAGGAGAUCUAUGACGGUCCACUGAAGCUCGAGACGUCCUUCGUGAAAUUCCCAGGAGGACAAUUUGGGGGUGACUGGACAGCCAGAGUGAGUGUAUCCAGUGAAACUGCCCACAGAGAAGAAGAAGUGUCAAUUAUUUGGUAUACUGCGCUAGAUGAGAAGACUGGAGGAUGGAUUAGUCCCAUCCUAUCUGAUACAGUUUCAGGAAUUCGUGGAGAAACUCCCGGACUUGGGGAUUUCUCUCUAACGCUCUACAAUACAAACGGAACUGUCCUGGAUGAAUCGUACGUGAGUACUGUUGCACAGAGCCUACAGUAUCUCCGUGAAGCGAUUACAUCCAAUUUGAGAAUAUCACACAAUCACGAGCAGCAGAGGAAGUUCAUAAGUCUGGCUGGAGAGGUUCUGAGGACAAAUACAGGAUCAGUGGUGGAGCCUAAUUUCAUUGCUCAUCAAGUAACUGUGAAACUACCUUUUACCCUUGACAUUGUUUAUCAUUCUGUGGGAUCUCCUGACCAAAAUCCUAGUGAAAAUGGUCCACCAAUUGGUGAAGCAUUUGGUGAUGUUCUCAAUGCUAAACGCAGGGAGUUUAGUGAAAAGUUUGAGAAUACCUUUCAUCUUCAGGAAAAGGGAUAUUCCAUCAAGGAGAUCCGUUUUGCUGAGGCUGCUCUGAGCAAUAUGCUAGGAGGAAUUGGAUACUUCUAUGGGGCUUCUCGUGUCCAGAGUGUUCAUACUAAAGAACCUGUUCCGUACUGGAAGGCUCCUCUGUACACAGCUGUCCCAUCUCGAUCCUUUUUCCCACGAGGUUUUCUCUGGGAUGAGGGUUUUCAUGGAUUGUUGAUCUCUACGUGGGAUAUUGAUAUCUCCAUUGAUAUUAUCGCACAUUGGUUUUCUCUCAUGAAUGUCGAAGGAUGGAUACCACGAGAGCAAAUUCUGGGUGUUGAAGCUUUGGCAAAAGUUCCGGAGGAAUUUGUCACUCAGAGGAAUACUGAUGCCAAUCCUCCGACUAUUCUUCUGCUCCUCAAUCGGAUUCUCACGAAGUCUGGGGAGAAUCUCAAGGCGAAAGGUCGUUUGGCUACUCUUGAUCGUCUUUUUCCACGGCUUCAGGCCUGGUUUACCUGGUUCAAUACAACUCAACGAGGAGACUCUCCUGGGACUUACAGAUGGCGCGGAAGAGUGGAGAAUUCUGUGAGGGAACUCAAUCCAAAGACUCUAACAAGUGGACUAGAUGACUAUCCACGAGCAUCACAUCCCAAUGACAAGGAACGUCAUGUGGACUUACGAUGCUGGAUUGCAUUUGCAGCCAAGGUUUUGGGAGAUUUAGCCCGGUUACUGGGCAGGGAUGAUUCCAAAUAUCUCGAGACCUACUACUACCUUUCCGACAAUGCUCUUCUGAAUGAGAAUCAUCUGUCACCGUAUACAGAAACCUACUCCGAUUGGGGUCUUCAUACGGAUUCAGUGGUACUCAAGAGGCCACCACUGAAGCCAGUAUCACCUCAGACGAAGCCUCAACGACCUCCACAGACUCAGGAGAUGGUUCGAGUGACCCUGAAGGCGCCUGAAUUGAGGUAUGUCGACUCAACUUUCGGCUACGUUAGUCUCUUCCCGCUUCUGCUCGAGAUUCUCACUGCGGAUUCUCCUUACUUGGGCAAACUGCUCAAGGACAUGCGAGAUCCAAAUGGGAUUUGGUCGGAUUAUGGACUGAGGAGUCUCUCAAAAACAUCGCCGUUGUACAUGAAGAAAAAUACAGAACAUGAUCCGCCUUAUUGGCGUGGUCAGAUUUGGAUGAACAUCAACUAUCUGGCCCUCAAGGCACUACAUCACUAUGGAAGUCAACCGGGAGCUCAUAGUGAACUGGCCAGGAGCAUUUACACGGAACUUAGGCACAAUGUGGUGAGUAAUGUGAUCAGGCAGUACCAACGUUCGGGAUAUCUCUAUGAGCAGUAUAGUGAUAAAACGGGAGAAGGAUCAGGAUGUUAUCCCUUCACGGGCUGGAGUGCCCUGACUGUUCUCAUCAUGGCAGAGCAAUACUAGGCCAUGGGGCCACCGAAAACAAACAAGGAUCAUCAGAAAGGAAUAUAGUGUUCAAAUUGACCUCUGCAUUAUCUUUUUUGAGAUUUACUUUCUAUCCCAAAGCUCUUCUCUUUUUGUUUAAUGUUGAAUGUCUGUGAAAAUGCUAUAGUUGAAUUUUAUCUAUUAAUUUUCUAUAGGUAGAUAAAAUAAAUUUCAGGUGAUAGUGAUAAA